GUGGUGUGAGCUUUGCUCCGCAGACGCUGGCACUGGCUCACCAAGCGCUGGACGAUGAGCCAACGGUUUGUCCGCUUGGCAGACUCACGGCAUGCUGGGCUCUCCACACUGCUGGGGUGCAUGCAUGCCGCCGGACAACGGAGGAGCUGCCUCUUCUUGCAGCCAUUGCUAGCAGAUGGCCACUACUUCGAUUCCUUGCCCAUGUUCGACGUACAAGCUGGGUUCGACCUGUCGGAGGGAUCUUCUCAUGCGAAUCGAUGUUUCAUCCCUCCAUCGACUGGGACAGCUGGCACGCCACUGUCGAGGCCGUCGAGAUGGAAGAUUUCGAGGAGGACAAAAUGGAAACCCUUGGCGGGGAUGCCGUGGACAAAGCUGGUGAAGAGGCAGGCGGCAUCGUUUGGAAGUACUCGUCCGAUGCGGAGUAUGAGGGAACCACCAUAAGCAGCUUCACAAAGCUCUGUCUGCAUGGCGUGAAGGCGGCCUUCGUCCUCCGGGCCUCGGGUUUGGUCAUGGGCGACUUGGAUGUGUUCAAGAUGGUAGAGGCCGCGCUUGGCAUCGUGGGCGGUGACAACAGGAUCGAAGACCUCCUGAAUUCAAGGUGGCCUCUGCUCGCUUUGCUGCACCGGUUUUCCUGCAUGAAGAGAAGGUGGGAUGACUUGGCAUUUGCGCCGACCGAUCUCCUGCUCAACUCCGUCUCUCCCGUAGCGACGCGAGUGGCGCAGCUUCUCUCCAUGGGCUACCCAGGACCUGUCUUGGUGGCCUUUGUUUCCGCUGCGCGGGCAAAGUACCUGCCAGACUUUAUGUUGCAUGCAGAGCGUCUUGGUAUUUGGAGGCGGACGUUGGUCCUGCCGCAAAACGCUGACAUUUUGCAAGACUGCUCAAGUUUGAUGGACGCAUGCCUUCCAGUUUUGUCAGUUUUUCCAGAGCUGUCAAAAUACACCCUUCUCGCAUUUGCUGCCAAGCUGGGCGUCAGCGUUCUGUUCGCUGACCUGGACAUGUACUGGGCACAAAAUCCCUUUCCACUGCUGCCAAGACAUGAUGACUUGGAUGCUGCAGAUGUUUACGUCGCCACCGAGUUCUAUUCAAACCAAACUCGCCCAAGCGUGAUGCUGGUGCAGGCGAAUGCGAGGAGUCACCGCACCUUUGCGAAUCUCGCCAUCUGGUUGCUGAGAUUUCCUUUUCUGGGUGCAGAUAGCGGCAUUCGGCAUCUGCUGGAGCCCGAUCGACCAGGCUACGUUCCGUCUGUGUCAUUCCUGCGGCCUGAUGAUCCACCCGAGCAUGGGAAGCUUCAGCUGGGCGUUUUCGAUUCGGAGAACCAGUUCGUGACAUGGGAUGGUUGGUAUGGAAGCGUGGAUUCCGUGGUGGCGCUUGAACUGGGGAGUGCGUAUCCUGACCAGUCGAAACUCCAACUGCUGGAUGCUUUGUACACGUCAACUGGCGAUCAACAAGCGCAAGCGAGUCGGCUUUUGCUGACUGUGCAAAGGCCAAUGACGCCAAAGCGCCCGAUGGAGAUCAUGCAAGACACCGUGGAUGGGCCACGCCAGCUGGCGUUGGAACCAGAUGUGAGAAUUGUGCACGUAAACUUUGCCGAUGGCUGCUGCGAGACGGAGCAGGCGAAGUCAUCAAGAACGGCGCUGGAAUUUGGGGCCAAUGAGUCGCGACCAUUGAGAGGGGACUUUCUUACUGCAGACUUCCGUGAGCGCAACGCCCAUUUGCUCAAAUGGGUGCGUGGCCACGACCUCACCUCGGGAAAGACCCCCUCAGGCAAGGUUGGCUAUUAUGUUUGGAAGCCCUUUGUCGUACUGGAGACCUUGAAGGACCCGUCGAUUGAGUGGAAUGACAUUGUGCUAUGGACAGAUGCUGGCGUGCACUUCAUCAGGGAGUUGAGGCCAUUAGUUGAGCGCUACUUGGCGAGUUCUGACAUAUCGGCAACACAGACACCCAUGAUGGAAGGCGACGUGACCAAACGCGAUGCCUUCAUCCUGCUCGAUGCGGACCAUGACAGCAUCGUCCGAACCAGCCAGAUCGCUACAGGAAUCAUCCUGGUCCGGAAGACGCCGUUGGCGAUGCGCUUCAUGGAGAACUGGUUGAGCGCCUGCGAGGACGAGCGGAUCAUCACCGAAACACCAUCGGCACUUGGAGUUCCGGACUACCCGAACUUCAGACACCACAAUGACGAUCAAUCUGCCUUUUCCCUGUUGUUCAAGAAAUACGGCUUCCACCCAUUUUUGCAAGCAGAGCGUGACCUCUACGUGGUCGCUGCUCGCAACACUGCCAAAUUUGUGGCGGCCUCGGAUGCCUUCGCGCUGGGAAAGAGCUGCUCUCAGGAUGAGUAUCUUUCUGCCGCGAAUGCCGCUGCCGAGAGCACCUGA
Messenger RNA from Symbiodinium necroappetens, 2372 nucleotides. The record is from the annotation of a GenBank genome assembly. NCBI's taxonomy places the organism in Eukaryota, Dinophyceae, Suessiales, Symbiodiniaceae.